Messenger RNA from Saccoglossus kowalevskii, 3339 nucleotides. Its product is annotated as transient receptor potential cation channel subfamily A member 1-like. The record is from RefSeq and is a predicted model, not a curated record. NCBI's taxonomy places the organism in Eukaryota, Metazoa, Hemichordata, Enteropneusta, Harrimaniidae.
AUGGCUUUUGCAGGGAAAUGGAUCUUCGUGAAAAACGAGAAGAUGAGAGAGUUUGCUGUUGCUGCCGGAGCUCCACCAGAGAAAGUUGACCAAAUGAUUGAUGUACCGAUAACAGUGGAGUGCACCAGAGAUGGCGACUACUAUCUGAUGUCUUUCACUGGACCCAAGAAAACUAUCGUACAGAAGUUCAAACCAGACGAACCAUUCACUGAAGAAAUCGGUCCAUUCGGCAAGACGAGAGUAGCUAUUGCUAAAGUAGAAGGUGACAAGAUGGCCAUCAGGGGAGUCAACGAAGGCGAAGCAGUGGAAAAGAGAGAAGUAAUCGGCGACGAACUGAUCUUCACAUUCAUCAAACCUGGUGUUCCAUGUGUUGCUAAGCGCUACCUAAAAAGAGCUGCAAAACUUGGUAGGGUCCAGCACCUGGAUUCAAUAUUAGACCGUCGAGGAGAGUGUCUGAAUGAGACGGAUGAAUAUGGCAUGUCAGCGUUACAUUACGCUGUCCACUGCAACCAGGUUAGAAUGGUGCAAGAACUUUUACUUCGCGGUGCAGAUAUUGACGUCAUUAUGGAAGAGUAUUCGGUCACACCGCUACAUAUCGCUGCUAAGGGAAAUAACGAAUAUCUGACAAAGUUUUUAGUUGGACAUGGUGCGAAUAUCCACAGUAGAGACAGCAAAGGAGCAACCCCUCUGCACUUGGCUGCCAGGAAGGGUAAUGUCAAUGUCACAGAGGUGUUGUUGCAGUGCAAAGGUGCCGACCCCAAUGUCCGCGACGAAGACUUCUCAACCCCAUUACACCAAGCGGCAAGCCAAGGAAAACUGACGAUUUGCAAAAUAUUGAUUGAUCACGGCGGAUUACUACGAGCGAAAGAAAUUAACCACACUACUCCGCUCAUACAUGCCGCUAGUGGAGGUCAUACCGAUGUCAUGGCACUAAUUGUGGAAAAAGCUAUAGGGGUGGGUUAUCAUCCCAAAGAACUGAUAGGCGACUCCGAUGACGAGGGUAACUCCGUCUUUCACGUUGCCGUCGGAAAUGGUCACUUGGAGGCUGUUAGGCUUUGUCUGGAUUACGGUGCUGAGGUGGAUAUGAGAAAAGGUAAUCUAUUCACAGCACUUCACAUAUCAGCCGUCAAUGGUUAUCUUGAUGUGGCUAAAUUAUUGGUGAAAAGAGGCGCUACAGUGAACGCCAAAGACGACGAACAGAUGACGCCACUGCAUAGGGCUGCCCUGUACAACCGUUCUGAUGUCAUUAAUUUAUUGGUUCAUUCUGGCGCUGAUAUCGAAGCAAGAGAUUUUGAACAUUUCACGCCAUUGAUGGCAUCGGCAUGGAAAGGGCAAUGCGACGCUGGACUCUGCUUGUUGAAAGCUGGUGCCGAUAUUACUGCGACGGACCACCUGAAGAAAAGUUGUCUCCAUUGGUCUGUUGAGGGGAGCUUCCAUGGAUACAUAAAACUGAUGAUGGAGACUGGCGGUGGGAUUCUUUUGAAUAGGAAAGACGUACACGAUCAGUCAGCUCUUCACUAUGCUGCAAAACUUGGCAAUAAUCUGAUAUUGAAAUUUCUAAUUUCCCAUGGUGCAUCACUGGAUUCCAAAGACCGUGAAGAUAGAACAGCGCUUCACAUUGCCUCACAAUACGGACACGUGAACUGUGUACGUUCAUUGGUGGAAGCGAGUCCCACGCAACUAAACGAAGACGAUGGCGAUGGUUACACGCCACUGUUGCUGGCCAGUUUCUAUGGAAACGAGAAGGUUGUGUCGUAUUUGUUGAAAGUGGGAGCUGACAUCAGCAGCAGAGACGACAGUCGAAUGUCUGCUCUCUCAUUGGCUGCCUAUUCUGGCCACGUGGAUGCUGUUUUAACGUUGUUGAAGAACCACGCAGAUAUUGAUAGUAUGGAUAAAAACAAGAAUACACCACUGCACCACAGCGCCGCCAGUGGUCACAUUGACGUGACAUCAUUACUUCUCAACAAAUGUGCUGACGUCACGCUUGAAAACGAAACGGGACAAACGCCACUCGAACUAGCUAUUGAGAACCUUCAAGCUGGCACUUCCGCAGAAAUACUUCAACACAAAAGUUGGCGCCUUUCUCUUUCUCAUAUCGGCAGUGACGGCGAAGAGCCCAUCAAGAAACUGAUUGAAAAGCUCCCAGAUGUAGCAUUGGUAGUUUACGACUAUCACUUCGUCUUUCCAAAUCCAGAUGACAAUUUAAAAAAGAAACCGAAGCAAAGGUGGAGUGCGCUCAAGACAAUGGUUAAUCACGGCAGAGAAUCGUUGUUAUCGCACGAACUUGCACAAAAACUGAUACGGAGGAAAUGGACGAAUUUUGCGUUCCCCUUUCUCAUUGCCGACUUUAUAUGUUAUUUGUUGUUUUUGAUAUUACUUACUCUAUAUGCCAAUCUUAAUGGUCAUAUCAAUACAUGGAUUCUAGAUGAAAGGGGAUGUCCGGCAAAUGACACAGAGUAUUAUGACAUGGAUGGCAAACCAGUAGCCCAGACAGAUUUCCUAACAUUGGUGCAACUUUGUAUUUUCAUCUACUGUUUAUUCCAACUCGUGAAAGAAAUAAUUGAAAUACACAACAUGGAAUGGGAAUAUUUUAAAAGUUUCAAGAACUACACUGAUUGGUGUUUAUACUUCACUGCUGCCAUAUUUGCCCUUCCACCAGGCCAGAAACCAUGCGAUUGGCAAUGGCGUAAUGGUACCAUUGCCGUAUUUCUAGCCUGGAUGAAUUUUAUACUGUACAUUGGAACGUUUGACAUGUUUGGAAUCUACGUUCUGAUGUUUUUCUCAGUUUUGAAGUCGUUCACGAAAGUUAUCGUUGUGUUCAUUUUAUUCGUCUGUGCAUUCGGGUCUUCAUUCUUCAUAAUGAUGUCACGUUUAGAACAAUUUCAAGAUUUUGGACAGUCUUUACUUAAAGUAUGUUUAAUGACAAUUGGAGAGUUUGAUUAUGGUGAAAUGUUCUAUUCUGUAAAUCUAUAUCCAUUCUCAGCAACUUCCCGUAUACUAUUAGUUAUAUGCAUACUACUUAUGCCCAUUGUACUCAUGAAUCUAAUGAUUGGUAUCGCUGUUGGUGACAUAGAGAAGGUACAGAAGAAUGCAUAUAUGGAGAAACUAGAAAUGAUGAUACGACGCCCACUCUACAGUAGUAGCAGAUCCAGAAUGAAUUCCAAAUUCAAGAGUGAAGCCGAGAACGAGAAAAUGAAAUCUAACGAACGAUAUGAUAAAUUACGAGAGGGGCUAGUUAAACUGGAUAAUAGACAAAAAACGAUAUCGAUGCUGUUGGAACAACAGAAUGAACUGUUAGGAAAAAUGAGUGAGAAAAUGGGAAUUAGUGCUGAUGAAUGA